Molecule: messenger RNA, 1083 nt
Organism: Osmia bicornis bicornis
Lineage: Eukaryota; Metazoa; Arthropoda; Insecta; Hymenoptera; Megachilidae
Gene: MCU
Product: calcium uniporter protein, mitochondrial
Exons: 6
Coding region: 1-1083 (360 amino acids)
Biological process (GO): mitochondrial calcium ion homeostasis; calcium import into the mitochondrion
Cellular component (GO): mitochondrial inner membrane; uniplex complex
Molecular function (GO): calcium channel activity; uniporter activity
Source: RefSeq, a predicted model, not a curated record
AUGUUGCAAGGAUCACCUGCGACCCACGGGCCAUCCAAUGUAUUAAACUUGAACGCAACUUCAGCUGCGGGUGUAACGGUGACCUACCAUCGAGGAUUACCAAAGAUCACGGUACCUUUGCCAUCCAGACAAGAACAUUGCGUGUUCACACUGAAACCGAUAACCCAUACAGUCGGCGAUUUCCUUCGGCUAUUGAAAAAGGAAGAUCGUGGUAUAGAUCGAGCUGUCGUCAUGACGAUCGACGGUGUCAGGAUAGGUUCCAACAACACAGUCGAAUCCCUACUGGAAGACGACUUCCGGUUGAUCCUAAACAACAAUGAAUACCUUGUCUCACCGCCUUUGCACCAUAAACUGACUAUGGAAACUAUGGAGAAGCUGUCGGACGUCCAAACGUUAGUCUGCCAAUUGUACGAAGCGUUUCAUGUAAGAGAAUACCAUGCCGACAUGGAGAAGCAAGUAUUAGCCGAAUUAGAGGCAGUGAGAUUGGAACUACAACCUUUCGAACAGAAAUUACAAGAAUUAGAAACCAAGGCUGCAAGAAAUGCAAACUUCUUCAUCUACUUCUGUCUGAUCAUGAUGUCUGUUCAGUUCAGCGGCCUAGCGAGACUAACCUGGUGGGAAUACUCAUGGGACAUAAUGGAACCGGUCACAUACUUUGUUACAUAUGGUACAACGAUGGCCUGGUUCGUUUACUUCGUCUUAACGAAACAAGAAUACAUGCUGCCUGACGUAUUAAAUAGACGACAGCUAAUCGCCCUUCACAGGAGAGCAAAGAAGAUGGGACUCGACAUAAAUCAGUACAAUAUUUUAAAAGACCGAGCCUACGAAUUAGAGACUACCUUGAAGAUAAUCCGUGGACCUCUAUACGAUUAUCGAAGUAAGUUGGAACAAAAGAAGAGGGAAAGAUCAAGGUCGAGUUCGAGCAGUUCAAGAUCACCGAGUUCCUCGCCUAGUCCUAGUCCUAGUCCGGAAAGGAGUCUUCCUAAAAAGGGAAUCUUUCCAGAGAAAGACGCGUCCAAGAAACCAGUUAACGAGGAAACGCGAUUUAACCCAACUUGGACGCACAAAGAAACGAGGGAUUAA